Messenger RNA from Candidula unifasciata, 354 nucleotides. Lineage: Eukaryota; Metazoa; Mollusca; Gastropoda; Stylommatophora; Geomitridae. The record is from the annotation of a GenBank genome assembly.
AUGAGGUCAAUAGGUUCUAAGUUUGGUGCUAUUAAUCAAGUAACAGAAAGUGUUAUUUAUAAGUUUGGUGCUGGAGUCCAGUGUCUCACUUUGUUGUCUAUUGUUGCCGUCAUGGCCAGGCUGCUCGACUUAUCUCUAUUCUCAGAAACAUUUAGUGGGUCAGUCGGAUGUGUUGUGCUCAGCCACUGUGAUCAUGUGACCGCACUGACCUCCAGUCAGCGAACUACUGGGUUGGUCAGUCCAGUGUCUCACUUUGUUGUCUAUUGUUGCCGUUAUGGCCAGGCUGCUCCACUUAUCUCUGCUCUCACAAACAUUUAUUGGGUCAGUCGGACGUGUUAUGCUCAGCUGGUGUGA